AUGAUAAUUGCUGCAGUGGCAGCUCUGUCUGUCGGUGCACACGCACAAGCUGCUACCGCUUGCUGCACCAACCAUGGAGACUGCACGACCAUUUCCGGCACAACCGAUGGCCUCCACUGGUGCUACGGCUACCAUGCCGGGCAACAUUCCCUUUACAGAGGAUGA
Ramularia collo-cygni is the source of this 165-nucleotide messenger RNA. RefSeq lists its product as uncharacterized. The transcript has 3 exons. The coding region runs from base 1 to 165 and encodes 54 amino acids. The record is from RefSeq and is a predicted model, not a curated record. Lineage: Eukaryota; Fungi; Ascomycota; Dothideomycetes; Mycosphaerellales; Mycosphaerellaceae.